GCCCACGUGCAUGCGGUACUCCUGUUGUUGUUUCUAAAUAGUUGAAUUCGGAAGAUUCAUCCAUGAUUGGUCUUCGAUUGUUUUUCGGCUUGUGUUCUCGGAUGGAAAAGCUUCAGGUGUGAGUGCGUGUGAAUGUGUAUCAAGUAGAUCGUAAAUGAUAUCAAAUGAAAGUAACUCUAUAGCUUUCUGUGUAUGAUUCAAGUAAACUAGCUUUUAUCAGUCCUGUGGCUGGAAGUGGGAAACCGCAAAAACCUUAACAACUGAGCUACAACGUUUAUCCAAAAAAACGUCUUAAACGUCUUGUGUGGGUGCAUGGAACUGAGACAAAGAGACACGUCGGUACGUGUUAUAAAAUAGAACUACUCCACAUUAACAAUGGGCAUAUCCUACAAGCGAAAGCGUAUUGACGAUGAAGAAGAGGUAGACCUUGGUGUAUCGUCCGCAGAGGAGGAUGGCGUUGAAAACUUCGAAAGGACUCGUCACACCUUUCGCCGGCAAAAUGAAAAUCUGGCCAAGAAGAAAGCAUUACUCCCCACUAAACACAAAGGCAAACUCGUAUACAAGGAGGUUGAUAUUCUUCCUGUUAUUGAAGCGGCUAUUACCGAAGCUGAGGGACCUGAAGACGUUGAUUCUGACGAGGAGGAGCCUUCAAUGACGAAAGUAUUUGAUGAGCUUAUCUCAUCCACCGACGAAGAAGAUCAACUCCAAGGGGACGAAGAAGUUGAAGAUGAAUGUAAAAGUGAGGCGGAACGGCUUGCCGAGCAAAGUGUCAAGGUUAAUGAAUACAUGUUACAGAUAGGUAAUGUAUGCUCAGAUAUCGUUGAAAACCCUGAGCAACACUAUCGUAAAAUAAACGAUUUACUUCAAAUGACAAAAAUGACGGGGACAGCAGGAUACGCCAUAAAAAAAGUAGCGUUGUUGUCACUCGGUGAGGUUUUUGCAGACAUUUUGCCAGAAUAUCGUGUCAAGGAGGAUGCCAAACCUACAGCUAAUGGUCCCAAACUCAAAAAGGAAACAAGAGAACUCAUGGCGUACGAAAGGACCCUUUUAAAGUUGUACAAACGGUUUCUGGUAGUCUGCGAAGAUUUUGUUCAGCUUCAGUACCGCGCGAUGCGUACACAGAGGCAGCGAAAACGGGUGAAGCGCCGAAAGUCCAAACAAUUUCAUGACCAAUACAGUGAUUCCAAAGGAAAUGGCGAACCUGAUUUCGAGGUCCCGCCGCAUUUGCUACAGCUCUCCCGUGCAGCGAUUCAAGCGUUCUCUCGAGUGUUCACAGCGCGGCCCUACUUCAAUUAUCGCGAUAAAAUUGCCGCAAUCAUGGUAAACAGUCUUGUCAAUCGGGAUAGCGUGAUUUCCGAUGCGUCAUACAAUUGUCUGAAGACCAUCUACAGGGAGGACCAGCUCGGUGAAACCGUGUUCGAGUGCGUCAAGCAUACCAAAUUAUUGGUUAAGUCAUAUACAGCCAAGUUGCCACCAAAGGUGCUGUAUUCCCUGUUAAAUCUACGUAUUGCCAAAGCGAAGUCAUCGGAGCAGGAGGCAAUCGACCUAAAGGAAAUCCGUAGUAAGCUGAGCAAGAUGUCUCGUGCUGAACAUCGCCGGCACAAAGAUUUGCAGAAACUUGACAGACAGUUGGCAGAAGCUCGUGCCGAGGACAGCGAAGACCGCAAAAGUCGAGUGCACACGGAAAUAUUGAAACAGCUAAUGAAUAUCUAUUUUUGGAUUCUCAAGAAAGAUGAUAGGCCAUCGCAGCUGCUUACGCCACUUCUCGAAGGUCUCUCUAAGUAUGCUCAUCUGCUAAACAUUGAAUUCUUUGAUGAUCUGCUUGACGUGCUCCAUCGUCUCAUGGAGAGCGAAGAGCUUACGGAAGGUCAGACGUGCCAUUGUCUGCUAACCAUCUUUAAAAUACUCAGCGGACAGGGCCAAGUAUUAAACGUGGAUCCGACCCGAUUCUAUACGCAACUCUACGCUACCUUCCUGAACUUAAAUGCCUGUUCUCCAUAUGACUUCACGCCAACGAUACUCCAGUGUCUUGACAUGACGCUGCUUAAAAAAAAAGAUGCCAGUUAUCAAAGACUACUAGGGUUUACUAAGCGUUUAUUGACCGUUUCAUUGCAGGCAGGUGACGCCAGCACGUUAUCACUUCUAUCAAUGGCUCGUGCUCUUAUGACUUCUCACCACCAGCUAGACGUGUUGUUAGACCACGAGGUCGGAUCAGGCGUGUUUCGACCUGAACUCACCGAUCCAGAGCAUGCGAAUGCUUCUAGUGCUGUGCUAUGGGAAUGCGCUCUGUUGACGAAACAUUAUGUUCCGAUGGUUCGACGGUUUGCCGCGUUAGUUUCUGAGGGCAGUCGAGGAGUACCCGAUAAAUUCGUGCAGAACAUUAGUAAAGCGACACCGUCACAAGUUUACGGCGCAUUUCGUAAGCGGGACGCUGUUGAGAUCGCUGAUGAAGUUGACAAAUCAAAACGUUCUAUUUCCACGAAACCAAUUCUCUGGACCCAAGAGAGUUCAGUUAGCAAAGGCGAGGCCAUCAUUGCCUUGCUCGAAGAUGACAUCGCGCUUUGGACACACGGCGAACAUCUAGCGCCUAGGUAUCAUAAUAGUUUAUAAAUAGACAACAGAUCGUUCAGCUACAAGUAUACAUAUGAAUUCGAAAGUAGUUUGCAUAACAAUAGCAAGAACUUUUUAUUGCAUGCCCACGAAGGAGUUUGCAUUCAUGUAUGUAGUGAUGUUUAAGUGCACUUAAGCAAAAAUCUGAUUACGUGGUAUAUGGCAAAAGACCAAUAUUAUUUGGUACAAUAAAUAUAUGAUUGUUUUUAUUUUAUAUUUAGUUUUCAUUAUUUUUGCUAGUUUUGUAUUGAAAUUAAAUGUUUAGGCGAGUGUUUUUAUGGAAAAAUCAUAGCCAAAGUGCGAUAUGCUUCAACAUAUGUACAGGCACGGCUGUCUACUGGCUUUGUUUAGAACCAGAUAAUACACUCCACUGAAUCGUAUUGCCUUUCCGUAAUAUAAAACUCUUGUAAAUAAAAGUCUCACAUUUAGUUGUUUUGCGACAGAGAAUCAUGGUUAGUCGAAAAAUUCUACCUAUGGCAAGUGAGUGAUAGGUGAUUUGUUCUCUAGAAGUAUCUACGACUCCCAUUAUAAUGUUGGUGUUUUUUCGUUCAUUGUACAUUGUUUUCCAUAAAAUUUUGUGCUACAUGACGUCAGUGUCAUGCAUUUUCUGGGAGUAACUGUGUUCACUUUAGUCGUCUUCAAAGAGUUCAGGUGCUACGCCGGUGUUCUUCACCUAAAUGCGGUCACAGAACUGAGAACGCGUUUCUUGGAGCUGAAGAAAAACAACAGAAACUGAUUCUCUAAAUCCUUUUUCUACCUUCCCACAAGAUAACAUUUGUAUCAAGCCCGCAAGCGCUGUCCAGGGAAAUACAUGGAGUGAAGUCCGAACGUCAUUGUCAGUAUUUCAAUGCACUGCUUACCAUGCAGAACUUGAUCGUAGUUUAGAAAAAUGAAAGUUCAGAUCAAGACGGUUUUGCGACCAGGAAGGUAACUUAACUGUUUUUCGCCGCGAUCAAUUUCUUUUUUAUGGAUGGAUUCCCUGGCUAGAGGUUUUUAGUGUUAAUCUCCGGCCCACAAAGGCUUCAAGUCAGCGUCCAAUUAACACUGCGGCUACUAACCUAAUCAUUUCCAUUCGGAUUAUGAUCAACUAUAGAUCAAACAUUCAGAGAGCUUUAAACCCAGCCCCUAAAGAAUAGGAAGUCACUUGACUGCUAUGCCAUCUUUUCAGAUCUAACGAGUUAAACGUCUGCAAAAGUUGUAUUGUAUUUUCAGCAGUUACCUUUAUCCUUUUUGAGCAUGGGCACAUCUGAGUAAUUAAAAUAAGCCUUCAAAAGGCGUAAAAAGGAAGUGUAGGCUUCGUUAAUCCGCGGGGCAAGUCAUUUGGAUGCAAAUAUUGGAAGAAAACAGAUCUGCGGGUGUUUACUGUGGCGGCUUUCCUUAAUGAUCUUGAUCUGAAUGAAAAAUAAAAAAAAAUCGUGCAACAAAAGUAAAAGCAUAUUCUAUUACAGUCCGAACUGUAGUAUUCACUCGUAUGUGCCUUAUUUUUCUCCUACAGAUCUAGUACACAUCUAGAACAAACUUUGCGCUCAGGGACAAGCUCGAGCGAAAUUUUACAAAGUAAUCAAUACUAAAUAAAUCAAGUAUACGGAGGUGUAGAAGCUAACAUAACUGUUCUGGUUGAAAGACUGACGCACGAAACAACUUUGAAAUACGUAGGGAUAUCAGAUGUAAAAUUUUUAACAUACACAUAUAAGUAAUCAAAAAUUGACACAAGAAAGUCAAAAGUUGAUGGCAUAUGAUAAUUACCUCGACUGUUCUAAGACUCACAAGGUAAAGCGGACUCUCGUCUUUCUUUAUUACAAUGCUGCCUCCAACAUACACCUAGGCUAAAUGAGCGAUGCAACAAAGAAAUCUCAUACCAAUGAUAGAUCUCAUGUUCCUAUCUGUCUGUCUGCAGUAUUCCUAUAAUAAGCAAAUCGCAAACCAAAUAUCCCUGUGUCUAUGCGGUAAUAUUUAAGGUGCGUAUUCAUUAAAAAAGAUUUACAAAGAACACAAUAUAUUCCCUCGUUCUCAAAAAUACGUAUACAUACUCUUUUCUAAAAUUUGAGCCUUGAAAAAAUAUACUCUUUCUACUUUAAAUGCAUAUCGGACUAUCACAAAAUUUUACGUUCAUGAUAAAUAUUUUAUCCCUUAUUAUACACGAUUAUUUUAAAGUGUGUGUUCGACGAUAGUUAUCAUAAAAUUUCUACUUUAUUACCGCAAUUAGGUUAUUAUUAACGAUUACAACUUAUUUACGCAUUUUCUCCCAUGGAAUACAGUACGCACAAUCCAACAACUAUCGUGAAAUAUUAGAAGCUAUUUGCGCUACAAUUCAUUCAUUACGGCCGGGCCUUACCAACUAGUUUUCAUGUAACUGCCAUUCUGCCGGGUUCAAGUCAAAUUCAUGAGUACCAAAAACUUAAAAAAAAAUAUAUGGUCACUUCGAAACCGUAUUUCCUCACUUUCCCCCAGCGUCGCUUUCGUGCAGUUGUUCAUCAUAUCUGAUAUAAUUUGUAUCUAGAACUCACCCAGUUACAAACUGCCCGAGUGUCUGUACUUGACUUAUACCUAGUUUACUAUCUGCUUAUCUAUUCACGUGUGCGCACUAGAGCGGUCAAUAACGAAAGUCAAAUUGUUUCAAUGCAUUUGAGUAGAUGAAUAAACACACCUUACAGUGAUUAGAAAGAAAAAAAAUGGUUUGAAACAUGACUGGUUACAUCAUGAAUCUAGGAAGUAAUAUAUUAUUAGGCUAUGUGAGAAUAUUUGAUAUGGGUCGGUGUCGUGGGCAGUCCUCGCUAUAGCUUAGUGUAUAACUUAUUUGCCUAAUAAUCUUAAAAAUACGUUGCAGUCUAGGCUCGAAUCCGUAAAUGGCCACAUUUCGUUUCAUUCUGGAAGCGAGCGUCUGAUGCUGAAUGCUCAACAGCAAUGCCUAUCCACAAUGGCUAUUGUUAAUUUGCUCAAUGAUAUAUGCAAUGCACGGUUCGAAUAUAUUUGCUCUUUAUAUAUUUGCUUUUACGUCACUAAAAUAUCUAUAAAAUAUAAAAUAAUAUAAAACACAGGUACGUUACUAAAUAUCAAUAAACUAUUUUAAAAGCUAGUUUUACAAUAUGAUCACUUGACCUCAUUGAUGGCGUACACUACACUCUGCAAAACCAUGUUACUUGCGUUGUGAUGGCUAACUUUACUUCUUAAUGGGGAAAAAUAUUUGCGUGGCCCAAGUUGAUGAAUCUGAUAAACUAGAUCUUCGUCAUUUGAUGUAGAUACUUGAUCUUAUUUACCAGGUCAAACUUUUACCUCCUUAACUCUUCUCUUAAACUUUCCGAAUUUCUCUAGCUAUUUACAGAAACAUUAAGCAUUUAACCUGCAACUCGUAUUGUAGUUCUUACUUUUUUCGUACGCACAGUUCGCGCCAUCGAUGCCGAUCACAAAU
This is a messenger RNA of Varroa destructor (honeybee mite), 6019 nucleotides long. It is a transcript of the gene Noc3, whose product is annotated as Nucleolar complex protein 3. NCBI's taxonomy places the organism in Eukaryota, Metazoa, Arthropoda, Arachnida, Mesostigmata, Varroidae. Gene Ontology annotation, cellular component: nucleolus. Gene Ontology annotation, biological process: DNA replication initiation. The record is from RefSeq and is a predicted model, not a curated record. Gene Ontology annotation, molecular function: chromatin binding.